Molecule: messenger RNA, 5278 nt
Organism: Calypte anna (Anna's hummingbird)
Lineage: Eukaryota; Metazoa; Chordata; Aves; Apodiformes; Trochilidae
Gene: WDTC1
Product: WD and tetratricopeptide repeats 1
Exons: 16
Coding region: 323-2398 (691 amino acids)
Biological process (GO): negative regulation of fatty acid biosynthetic process
Cellular component (GO): cytoplasm; Cul4-RING E3 ubiquitin ligase complex
Molecular function (GO): protein binding
Source: RefSeq, a predicted model, not a curated record
CAGUUGGCGUGGCGCAUGCGCAGAGCUGCGCGGGGCGAGCGGCGGCGGGGGGGUUGCUGGUGAGCCCCGGCCAGCUGAGGGGGUAAACAGGGGAGGGGGCGAGGGGCAGGGCCGGGGUUUAGGCCAGGCCAAGCCUGAGGGCCCUCCCUGAACCUUGGGGACAGCGCCCGCCGCUUGCGGGGGUCCCUCUGGCUCCCCCCUCCGCUCGGUCCCGCACUCCCCCCCCGCAUGGAUGGAGCUUCGCAACUUCCAGUGCCCGCUGCGCCCGGGAGGCCCUGACAGGUAAUUAAAUGCCCUUAGUGUGGAUCCUUGCUCUGGGGGCAUGCUUGGAUGCACAGCAGCUCUUCCAAUAGCUCCUUUUCAUCUGCCCCAUUGCACGAAGAUGGCAAAAGCCAACAUUACCAGAGACAUCAUCCACAGACAGAUCAAGGAGAGGGGUGCUCUGGGCUUUGAACGACACUAUCACGUCACCGACCCCUUCAUCCGACGCUUGGGCCUGGAAGCAGAGCUGCAGGGUCACUCUGGAUGUGUCAACUGUCUAGAAUGGAAUGAAAAAGGAGACUUGCUGGCCUCUGGCUCUGAUGACCAGCAUACCAUUGUCUGGGAUCCUCUGCACCACAAGAAACUCCUUUCUAUGCACACAGGACACACAGCAAACAUCUUCUCUGUCAAGUUCUUGCCACAUUCAGGGGAUCGGAUCCUCAUCACGGGAGCUGCAGAUUCCAAGGUGCAUGUCCAUGACUUGACUGUCAAGGAGACCAUCCACAUGUUUGGAGAUCACACCAACAGAGUUAAGAGGAUUGCCACAGCUCCCAUGUGGCCUAACACCUUCUGGAGUGCAGCAGAAGAUGGACUGAUCAGACAGUACGACCUGCGGGAGAACAGCAAACGCUCAGAAGUCCUCAUCGACCUGACAGAGUACUGUGGGCAGCUGGUGGAGGCCAAAUGCCUGACAGUCAACCCCCAAGACAACAACUACUUGGCCGUGGGGGCAAGCGGACCCUUUGUUCGCCUCUACGACAUCCGCAUGAUCCACAACCACAGAAAAAGCAUGAAGCAGAGCCCUUCAGCUGGAGUACACACAUUCUGUGACCGACAGAAACCUCUCCCAGAUGGGGCAGCACAGUACUACGUGGCAGGACACCUUCCAGUAAAACUUCCAGACUACAACAACCGUCUGAGAGUUCUGGUGGCCACGUAUGUCACCUUCAGUCCUGAUGGCACUGAGCUCUUGGUCAACAUGGGAGGGGAGCAGGUCUAUUUGUUUGAUCUAACAUACAAACAACGACCCUACACUUUUCUCCUCCCAAAGAAGUGCCAUACUUCAGGGGAGGUGCAGAAUGGAAAAACCUCCACCAAUGGAGUGUCAAAUGGCAUCCACCUCCACAGCAAUGGCUUCCGUUUGUCUGAAGGGAGAGCACAUGUCAGUCCCCAAGUGGAGUUACCUCCCUAUCUGGAGAGAAUCAAGCAGCAAGCCAACGAGGCCUUUGCUUGCCAGCUGUGGACUCAGGCCAUCCAGCUCUACAGCAAAGCAGUCCAGAAAGCCCCCAACAAUGCCAUGCUGUAUGGCAACAGAGCUGCUGCCUACAUGAAACGUAAAUGGGACGGGGACCAUUACGAUGCUUUAAGAGACUGCUUGAAGGCCAUAUCCUUGAAUCCAUGCCACCUGAAGGCCCAUUUCCGUCUUGCCCGCUGUCUCUUUGAACUCAAGUACGUGGCAGAAGCUCUGGAAUGUCUGGAUGACUUCAAAGGGAAGUUCCCAGAACAAGCUCACAGCAGUGCCUGCGACGCGCUCGACAGGGACAUCAACGCCGCCCUCUUCUCCAAGAGUGAUAACACUGAAGACAAGAAAGGGGGUGGCCCCAUCCGGCUGCGAGCCACAGGCCGCAAGGAUUCCAUCUCAGAGGAUGAGAUGGUGCUGAGGGAGCGCAGCUACGACUACAAAUUCAGAUAUUGUGGCCACUGUAACACCACUACAGACAUCAAAGAGGCCAAUUUCUUUGGCAGCAAUGCACAGUACAUAGUCAGUGGGUCAGACGAUGGCUCCUUCUUCAUCUGGGAGAAAGAAACCACCAACCUUGUUAGAGUGCUGCAGGGAGACGAGUCGAUUGUCAACUGUCUCCAGCCUCACCCCAGCUACUGCUUCCUGGCCACCAGUGGCAUUGACCCAGUUGUACGACUCUGGAACCCCAGGCCAGAGAGUGAGACUCUCAAUGGUCGGGUGGUGGUGGACAUGGAAGGUGCUUCCCAAGCAAACCAGAGGCGAAUGAACGCGGACCCGCUGGAGGUGAUGUUGCUGAACAUGGGGUACAGGAUUACAGGACUGACCAGUGGUGGGGCUGGAGGCUCAGAUGAUGAAGACAGCUCAGAGGGGCAAGUCCAAUGCCGGCCCAGCUAAAAUACAACUGCCUCUCCUUCCUUUUAAUUGUUUGGCUGAAAGGGAACCUAGUUUCCUUGGUCCAGAACUUUUCUGAUGACUGACUGCACUGUUUCGCACUAUGCACAGGGUAGGACAAGCUGGCAGGGGCAGGAGCAGCUGUCUCUAAACCACCACCACCUCCUCCUUCUCCCGUCACGCUACUGAGCAGCAUGGCAGUGCAGUCUGGGGUUUGCCUUUAGUGGAAUUUAGUCCCAACCAGGGGUCUUUGAGUUGUCUGUAAGCAGUGUAAGCUGGUGGUUUUGUUGUUUUUUGGUUGUUUUUUUUUUCCCCAGAGCUGCUGUAUGAUCUGGUACAGGGGGACAUUGCAUUUGCAGAGGAGCUGUUAAAUUCCUGAAUAAAAUACAAACCUAGGGCAGGGUUUAUGGAAUGAAUUUACUGCAGUGAUCUUGGUCUUGGAAGCUUGACGCUGCUUUCGUGCUGUGUAGUGGCCUCUGGUUUAGGGUUCUUGGCCAUCAAAGACCUAUUUUGUCCCAUAACAUCUUUCUUCUGGCUUCAGUCUCUAACACGUUGUCACCAGAUCAGUAUUAAGGACUGGAUAUUGCCUGUCUUGUCCCUGGGCAUCUGUCUUAGUUGAUGAAUCAGUGAAGGGACUGAGUUUGUGCAGCUCAGUGGGGCAGGGUGUGCUUGCCCAGCUCUUCUGUGGCCUAUGAACCCUUGAAGAAGGGUGUCAGUGAUGGGAGCAGGUUUGAUCAGGGGCCUAGGACUUGUGUAGCUAAAGCUGCUGAGGAAAGGGGCUGGGAACAGCACUUUUCCAGAGCUUCUCUCUCCCUUGCCCUAAGUGUCUGCAGCUGUGUUCACCUCCUCCUCUCCGGGUCACCUGUGCUGGAGUUGAGAACCUUGUCACAAUGUGUGUGUUGACCUAAAGUUUGGAGCUCUUAGCCACGUUUUUUGUGCAGUCAGCUGCUCUGUCUCAGCCAGGCCUUUUCCACCUGGUUGUUGGUGCAGCAUCUGAUGGAUUAAUGGUCCUCUCAGGAACCCUCCUGCCUCUUCCCACUCUCCUCACACCGACUCCACGCAGCCAGGAGAGAGAAACAGCGCUGGACUUUCCUUCCUCCCCUUCUUGUGUAACACCCAGCCUGUGUUUUUCCCUCACACAGUGGCCAAACACUAAAUAUCAAAUAGCUCUUACACAGCUGUGCUACAACCCACUCUGAAGAGCUUGGGUUUUUGGUUGUUGUUUUUUUUUUUUUUUCUAGGACUACCAACUAAGACCAAAGAGCCCCUGGAGAUCUUAACUGCUCCGUGCUGUUUCGUGUCUCUUACUGCUGAAGGUCUGAACGUGUUGGCCUCAGUCCCAGGGGUGUGAGACGUGUGUCUGGGAGUGCUUGUGCACGUGUGGAUGCUGCAUUAGGGCUGUUCUUCCAUGUGGUGCAAUCCUUGGUCUUCCUGUUCCUGCUGUGGAAAGUCGAGAGGCCUCCCUUUCCUCCUCUGGCUGCUUCUGGCUGCCAGGCAUUGAUGAGAGAGACUGCGCAGUGCUGGCUGAUCAAGGUAACUGUUGGCUUCCUCUCCCUUCCAGAACAGUCUGUAUGAGCUGAGUGAGCUUUGUGCAGGAGGGAGAGAGGUCACAGAGGCUCUGAGCCAGCAGCAUCUCUCCAAGGAAACUGUUCCCUGCAGAGAGAGAUCCCCCUCACCCCCCUGGUGGAGCUAGCAGGGACCUGAUCUGCCCCUCAGACCUCACGAUGUCCCUCUGCUCUCUCACCUCUGGGGGAAAUUGAGCUGAAACAGAAUAUGUCCCUCCCCACCCCAAAAUGACUGGCUGGCCCUCUGGGGUGGCAGACUCACCCUCCCAUUUUCUCCUGGGACAGAUUGUCCCUGGGCUGCUUGAGGGCACCUGGGCUCCUUGCCAGGCAGGACCAGCGCCGCAGUCCUCAGUUUACCUGUUUGGUUUGUGUACCAGUUCCCCUGUCCCAGUUGCACCCCAGCACUGAAUUCUCUUUAAAACCCAGAGGCAACAGAAGAUUCUUCUCACUUGGGUGGCUUUUUGACAUCAUCUGGCCUUUUCCUUUUUUUAGCUGAAGGCUUUCCUGCUAGACGCAUCCUCUUUUCCCCCCACACCUUCUCCUCCCACUCAAACUUUUUUUUUUUCCAGCUUUCAGUAGACAAUGUCUGCAGACUUUGAUUUUUAAACUGAGAAACCGAGUUGGAAAGCUCUGAAGAGAACAGACCUCUCCCUCCCCAUUCACCUUUUGCUGUGGCAGCUUUUUUUUGUUGGGUUUUGUUUUUUUUUUUACCCUUGUGAGAUAGUGCAGCUCUUUUACCUGCCAGUUGCAGUGAGAAAGCUGCACAACUCCCUGCCUCUGCAGUGGAUGGCUUUUUUCCUAAUGGCUGCUUUGGUUAAAAAAAAGAUAAAUAAUGGGAGAGAAGGGGAUAGGAAAAACUUGUUCUGCCUCUAGCCCCUUUUCUCCUUGUUGUGGGCAGAUUACCUGCAUUGUCACUUGUUAAUGAGGAGUUUGAAUUUAUUGGCAAAGGGAAAAACAUGCUGGGGAAGUAGGGAGAAGAUGUUGCUUUAUUGACCUCUGCUGUUUACUUCAACCCCUCUUUGGGAAAGCUUCUUCCUGCUCUUUCUGGUUAACUCUUUCUAUCCUGGGAUAUGCAGGGAUGCCUCCUUUAUUUUUGUAUUCUAGCAAUGGGCUCUCCGUUAGGAAAUGUGAGGAUUUUUCUUAGUGUUGCAGUGACCAUUGCUUUUUGCUUUUUUUCAAGUCCUAAAGAUGAUCAUCUCAUAAACUUUGCCCCUGUGGUUGUAGAAGUAACACACAAGCCUUACUGCCCUCAUUGGAAGGAGCAGAAAACUUUCUCUGGUCCCUGGAAGAGAAAAAAAAAAAAAAAAAAAAAAAAAAA